AGAGCCGAACCCUUCGUCACGCCCACAACCCCUUCGACCAGUCUCGACUGAAAAUUCCGUUCCACUCAUUAGUACACAUUAAGGAAGGAGGAGGUCGACUGGAACAAGACAUGCCCCGAAGAAGGAGCUCCGAGGAGGAGGAAGAAGAGGAAGAAGAAAGGCCUCAGAGAAACGCCGCCAACGCUCGCGAAAGGGCGAGGAUGCGCGUCCUGAGCCGGGCCUUCUGCAGGCUGAAGACAACCCUCCCCUGGGUCCCUGCGGACACUAAGCUCUCCAAGCUGGACACCCUCAGGCUGGCCACUUCUUACAUCGCCCACCUCCGGAGGGUUCUGAACGGUCCUGCCAACCAGGCCCAGCCUCCCAGUCCGCUCAGCAUGAGCUGGCCCUUUACGUUUCAACCGCAACACCACGAAGCCCAGCAGGCGCAGGAAACGCAAAACUACAUCAACUAUUAUGAAAAUCCUAUACAAAUCGGAUAGUUUUACAGCAGAUCCACUUAUAAAAAUGCUUUCCUACAAAAAUCAUGUAA
Molecule: messenger RNA, 529 nt
Organism: Cimex lectularius (bed bug)
Lineage: Eukaryota; Metazoa; Arthropoda; Insecta; Hemiptera; Cimicidae
Product: transcription factor 21-like
Exons: 3
Coding region: 111-479 (122 amino acids)
Biological process (GO): regulation of transcription by RNA polymerase II; developmental process
Molecular function (GO): DNA-binding transcription factor activity, RNA polymerase II-specific; protein dimerization activity; RNA polymerase II transcription regulatory region sequence-specific DNA binding
Source: RefSeq, a predicted model, not a curated record